AUGUUUGCACAUCCAGGAACGGGUUUGAUCGUCAACACCAGAUGGAUCAGACCCAAGAUCCAGUAUUUCUUCAGCUUCGCUGUGACAUAUAAUGGCCUGUGCCAUAUGAUGUGUCCGCUCUUACCAGGUUACAGUGGCCUGGUGGUGUUUUUUGGCCUGGCUUUUGGGAUGGUGUGUGCUCUUCUGUUUGAGACACUCAUGGAUUUGGUGGACCCCCAGCGGUUCUCCAGUGCGGUUGGGCUUGCUACCAUUAUAGAGUGUGGGCCUGUCCUGCUGGGGCCGCCCAUCUCUGGUUUUCUGGUGGACAUCUUCAUGAACUAUAAAUACAUGUACUUUGCUUGUGGUAUGAUGAUGUUGGCUGGAGGUAUCUUCCUCUUCAUCAUGAACUAUUACAACUACAGAUAGUUGGAAAAGGAACAGAAUCAGAGACAGGUGGAGGGGCUAGAGAGAUCGGCUCAGCCAAAGAGCUUGCUGCCAAUGAGGACAAAGACAAUGAAGAAGAGAUCAAACUCAGCAGAGGAGGAAGUAGGAAACUGUCGUUCUCUGUCUAUCUAUC
Sinocyclocheilus anshuiensis is the source of this 556-nucleotide messenger RNA. RefSeq names its product monocarboxylate transporter 2-like. The transcript is spliced from 2 exons. The record is from RefSeq and is a predicted model, not a curated record. Lineage: Eukaryota; Metazoa; Chordata; Actinopteri; Cypriniformes; Cyprinidae. Gene Ontology annotation, cellular component: basolateral plasma membrane. Bases 1 to 405 code for a protein of 134 amino acids. Gene Ontology annotation, molecular function: monocarboxylic acid transmembrane transporter activity. Gene Ontology annotation, biological process: monocarboxylic acid transport.